This is a messenger RNA of Ipomoea nil (Japanese morning glory), 1341 nucleotides long. RefSeq names its product myosin-16. NCBI's taxonomy places the organism in Eukaryota, Viridiplantae, Streptophyta, Magnoliopsida, Solanales, Convolvulaceae. The coding region runs from base 1 to 1143 and encodes 380 amino acids. The transcript is spliced from 13 exons. The record is from RefSeq and is a predicted model, not a curated record.
AUGGAGCGUCUUCUCAAACUCUCACAAUUCAAGCUUCAACUUCAUGCCCUAAUUUCCGACGUGAAUGAACUCAAAGAAAGAGAACGCAAAGCUUCUGAGCAGCUCCAACUUAUGGCCCAGAAGCAAAAGCAAACUGAGGAAGAAUUCAACAGAAAGUUGGGUGGACUAAGUGCGGAGUUGAGUUUGUCGAAUGAGUUAAGGCAGAAGCUAGAGAGAGAGGUGAAUGCACAUGAGGUGAGAUGUCUACGAAACGACAAUGAUUUGCUUGAGAUCCAGCAGAAAGAAAUGAAGGGAACCAUUAACAACAUACUUGAAUCAAGAGAAAGUUUCAUUAAGGCUUAUGAGGAUUCCACAUGUGAAAUGAGACGGGCUAUUGAAGCCAGGGAUAGAAAAAUUGAGGUUCUGUCUGAAAAGCUAAAAGCUCACUCCAUGUUGUUUGAUUCCAUUGAAAAGGAGGCUUCUUCCAUCAAGCAAAUUGUGGAAGACACACGCAAUGUUCUGAGUGCAAGAGAGGAAGUAGUUGCUGAGUUAAAGAGUAAAGUUGAUGAGGUUUCAACAUUUGAGAAACAAUUUGUAGAAAGGAUAAAUAACCUGGAAAGAGAAUUGAGGAACAAGGAACUUGAGCUUAGGAAGAGAGACAUGACUAUUCUGGGUCUGAAGUUGCAAGUUGAGGCAGCAGAUGUUAAAAGGGAAUUCCAACCAAAGAUUGAGGAGCUUCAGCAAGAUCUGUCUGUGAAGGAACUGAUCAUACAGAACUUAACAUCGGAGAACAAGGAAUUACAUUUUGAAGUGGCCAGUUUAGGUGUGGUCAUGAAGAAGAUCCAAGAUGCUCUCUCACGUAUGAAUGAAGAGGACAGAAAAACAUUAACUAUUGUGCUUGAAUGCCAAGAGGAGUAUGUAGCUAGUGAAAAGGGGGAAGCUUUAAGGGCAGAAGAUGAAGUUCAAAAUGGAGAAGAAAACCUCCAUAACAAGUCUUUUGUUACAAAGGACAAUACAACUUCACCAGAAUUUGAUGAGGGUUUAAAAAACAACUCCUUGAAGGAGGAUGGCAUGUCUGAUUCCUAUGUAUCAGAGGAUGAGCUUACAGCCUCGGCAACCCAUCUAAAUUCAGAGCCCUCAACAGCACAAGAAGAUAAGCCAUAAAUCUGUGAGAUUCAGUCUUCUAUCCAUUUCCCAAUUCGUGUUUUUAAGGUUAAUAUUACAUAUCAAGGAAUUUAUAUCAGAUCAUGGUAACAUAAAGUGUCUAGCAUGUACAUAGAGCUUUUGCCUGAUGCUUUGCCUACACUAGUAACCCCAGUAAAUCUCCUCCAUGCAUUCUGCAACCAUUUCUAUGUUUAGCUA